This is a messenger RNA of Cladocopium goreaui, 931 nucleotides long. The record is from the annotation of a GenBank genome assembly. Lineage: Eukaryota; Dinophyceae; Suessiales; Symbiodiniaceae.
CAGGUGUUGCACCUCUGCAGUGAAUGGAAUGCCUUGACACUGAUCGAUGAAGCAGACAUCUUCUUAGAAGCUCGCAGCACUUCGGAGCUUCAACGCAAUGCCUUGGUUUGUGUGAUGCUCCGACUGCUGGAGUACCAUCAAGGCAUCCUGUUUCUGACCACCAACCGUGCAAGCAACAUCGAUCCAGCAGUGCGUUCUCGGAUCACCGUUGCCUUGCACUACGAAGCCCUAAAUUUCUCUGGUCGUGAGUCGGUUUGGCGCAAUCUUCUGAAGAAGGUCCCGCAUGGAUCGGUGGAGCCUGCGAGCCUUGCCCGCCACGUGCUGAACGGCCGGCAGAUCAAGAGCUGUUUGGUCUUGGCCAUUGCCUUGGCUGCCGAGCGGAAAGAGAAGCUGUGUGAUGCCUUAAUCGAACGGGCUGUGGCAGUGGUUGGUGAGCCUAUGGCAGGCGAGGAUAAAGUCUUAGAGCCACAUCCCACGCGUCGCGUGCUGAUGCCCAGCCAAUCUGCAACUGCCUCGGGACCAUCGGGACUCUCCAGACCCUCCAGCACACCCAGGGAUGUGGGGCACCUUGCCACACCUCGCUUGUCCAGAGAAGGUCUUUUGCAGCCGAAGAGUUCGGUGCAUCCCGUGCUUCCCAGCUCGAUGAUGCACACGCCUACAGCUCAGAGUGCCACAUCAAUUUCUUGGGCCCGCGAUUCGCGCGAUCUUCGAUCUCACGGGGUGUUGGGUCAUGACUCCAUGCCCUUUGCGGUCCCCAUUCGCAUCCCGGACCCGGCGGCCUUUGGUGCAUUGGGCUAGUCGUUCUUGACGUGAGGCAUGCAUUGUGUCCUGGAUUUGGUGGAUGCCUAGAUUGAUUUUCGCAAAGUUCGAUGCUUGUUUUGCCCAAAGGCAGGCAAUAGCCGCAAGCAAGACGCAAUGCGACGGAAGAAAA